AUGAGCUCACUUCCGUCGGAACUAAGACCAAACCGGGUAGCAGUUCAAUCUAAUUUGGUAAUAUGUCAGUUUCUGAUGCCACCAUCCAUGACCAAGUUAAAGAAUAUUAUGGCAUGUACAGUAAGUUUUGGCUCUGGACUUACAAAAGAAGUGAAGGAGGCACUUGCUUCAGUUCAUGAAGAAGUUUCAAAAAAAUAUUAUGGAUGCGGCCUUGUAAUUCCUGAAUGUUUAGAGGGUAGAAGUAUCCUAGACCUGGGCAGUGGAAGUGGGCUCGACUGUUUUGCCAUGUCAAAGCUAGUUGGACCUGAUGGGUAUGUUGUAGGUAUUGACAUGACAGAUGAACAGUUGAAUGUUGCCAACGAAUACAUCAAUUAUCACACAACUCUGUAUGGUUACAAGAAACCAAAUGUGAAAUUUGUCAAGGGGUACAUUGAACGAUUAAUAGAAGCUGGACUUGAAGAAAACUUUUUUGACAUUAUUGUUUCCAACUGUGUCAUCAACCUAUCACCUGACAAGCAUGCUGUCCUUUCCCAGAGUUACCAAGUGUUAAAGAUGGGUGGAGAAUUGUUUUUCAGUGACAUCUAUGCUGAUAAAGUGGUAUCAGAAGAAGCUCGAAAACACCCUGACCUUUGGGGAGAAUGUAUUUCUGGUGCUCUCUACUGGAAGGACUUGCAUAAAAUUGCUGAAACUGUUGGCUUUAGUCAGCCACGUAUAGUCUCAAUAAGCCCAGUACCGGUAGAAAGGGAAGACUUUAAAAAAAUUCUGGGUGAUGUCAAAUUUGCUUCAGUGACUUAUCGUCUAUUUAAGUUGCCAGUAAAUUGCAAAGAAUCAAGUGCUCAAGCCAUUUAUAAUGGCGAAAUCAGUGGCCAUGAAAACCAACUGAAAUUUGAUCAUAAACUGACUUUCAAGGCUAAUGAUCCUGUGUGCAUUGAUGGUCAAACUCAUGCUUCCUUGAAAUAUUCCCGUUUUGUUGAUGAGUUCUUGAUUCGUCCUCAGAAAUGUGGAGAACCUAUGGCAGAAUCAGAGCUUGUCAACCCAUUUAAAAUUUUGGAGAAUCUCAAGUCAUCCGGGAAAGAAGUUCCUGCAGCAUGCUGCUCUACUAAAUGCUGUUAA
Molecule: messenger RNA, 1113 nt
Organism: Acanthosepion pharaonis
Lineage: Eukaryota; Metazoa; Mollusca; Cephalopoda; Sepiida; Sepiidae
Source: the annotation of a GenBank genome assembly